This is a messenger RNA of Seriola dumerili (greater amberjack), 1013 nucleotides long. RefSeq names its product protein TALPID3-like. Gene Ontology annotation, biological process: smoothened signaling pathway. Lineage: Eukaryota; Metazoa; Chordata; Actinopteri; Carangiformes; Carangidae. The transcript is spliced from 5 exons. The record is from RefSeq and is a predicted model, not a curated record. Bases 201 to 1013 code for a protein of 270 amino acids. Gene Ontology annotation, cellular component: centriole; ciliary basal body.
UGUAAUGUUUUUUUUACUUUCUAAACUUGAUGUUUCCGCUCGGACUCCCGCCACCGAGUUUUAACGGCGCCGCUGCUGUUUGAUGCCGGAGCGGGAAGUUUGAACGAGGCUAGUUGCUGUUAGCCUUCAUGCUAACGGUCCACUGACAGUCAACAAAGCUGUUCACAUGAAAUUAAGUUAAGUUGAUUAAAACCGUGCGGAUGUUUCGUCAGCCCGCUUCCAGCUCUCACACACCCCGGGAUCUAUCUGGUGAUCUCAGUCCGGAUCAGUCCUCCUGUAGCUCGGACACCGGGGACGUUUUAAUCCGCUCUACCAGGGUUCUCCUCCCGGACCGGAGACACGAAACUGGACCAGGACCCGGAUCGGUCCAGAUAACUGUCCAGAAACUGAGGGAUCAUGCCCGCGUCCAGCCUCCUCUGACCGAGCAGCAGCAGCAGCAGCAGCGGCGGUGGCCUAAGCCCCGACAGAAGCCGAACACCGGUGCUACUCCACGGUCAGCGACAGACGGUCAGCCCGACAGGUGGACGCUGAAGGAACCUGCACAGACCAAAGAGAACAGAGAACCCACAGGAACACCUCCAACAGCAGAGUGGAGCCCAGACAGGAAGCUCUCCGCUGGGACACAGAGUGACCAGCAGCCUGGUCACGACCUCCUGACGUCACGUUUCGCCGCUGGAGGUCGAGGUGUCGUCCUCGCGGCUCUGAAACAACGCUCUCACAGCGCCCCCCACAGGCGGGAGAUCAAAGUGAAUCUGUUGGACCCAUGUCCACUCCAGACCAGCUCCCAGGAUGCUUCUGGUCUGAGGUCCAGUUCCCAUGAUGCAGUGGGUGUAUCAGGGGUCCAGAUGGAGGCGGGGCUGUCCUCUGGUUGCCUGGGAGACGGCACCAAUGCGGCAGCAGCUGCUGCAGCUGCAGCUGCAGCUGUAGCUGCUCCUCUCAUCAAGGUAGAUCUGAUCCCAGACCAGUUCACUGAGCUCUUCAUUCAGGAAGACGUCUCAGCUGUACCUGAAUGA